UGAAAUAACAAUUCAAACAAUGGCACAUUUACGCCAGUGAACGGUGCUAAAGGAGUUUACCGAAAGGUAUCGUCCGAGAAACGUUUAAUCAUCGCGGCACAACAACGAUCCUGAUUCAGCGAUAGAAGAGCGCGCGUCAUCCCGGUCGCUUACACACAGAGGAGCGUAGGGUUUGCAUUUGCGACGCGGAAAAGUGGUGCAGCGGUGGUGCGAUAAUCGCGCGGAUAUAAUUCGCGAUCGCAACCAUUUUAUGCACGAUUGCGGUUUGCUCGUGAAGAGAGCCAUUAUUUAGGUCGCCAUCAGUGCGCCGGUUGGUGCAUGUUUGUUUGGUAGACAAAAGGAAAUAUCCUGCGAAUGCCACAAUGAGGGCUGGUUGAACUCUGCGGGCCUUUAAAAAGAAACUACAUGCUGUGGCAUUGGUGCUGGUGAAGUGGUGUUUUGUGGUCCUGUCGAGCGUAAAGUGUCGCUUUUAUCGAUUUCCAGCCUCACUUCCCUGUCGGAAGGUGGUUGAGUUUUGUGUACACGUACGAGUUCACUGCACCAUGGCUGGUGCUGCUGAAACGCCCGAAAAAUCCGCUGCGGAUAGGAAAGGUGCCGAAUCCGCUUCUUCGAGUGGUAACAGUUCUACUGCUUUGAGCAGUACCAACAGUGAGCCGGAUGAGAGAGGAAAAUCAUCUGCGGUCAGCUCCAGUUCAUCCAAGUCGAAUGAAACGCACGAUAGGAAAAAGGUAAACAGUGGUUCCGACGACGGUAGUAUCAGCAAUGCUGCUAGUACCAGAACCCUGAAACGGUUGUCGGACGGAAACACCGGAAAUGCUUCAGCUGCCACCAGCACUAGUGGUGAUGUUUGCAAAACAGAAGAUCGCAAACAAUCUGCGGGCAGUAGCAAUGGAUUGAAAGGCGCCCAAAAAUGUGGCAUCUGUCUGGAGGAGAAGAAUCCGUUGAACUACAUCCUACCGAUGGAUGGUAAUACACGAGCGUUCUGCUCGGAGUCGUGCAUUACGGAGUUUCGAAAGAACGGUCAGCGGACGUGCGUACAGUGCGAUAACGUUGUGCGGGCGAACGCUCCCAAUCCCAAUUUCUGUUCAACCUUCUGCUUGAAGAAGUAUCAGAAAAAACGAUCUCCCAGCCUAAUGCACCCGGUUGAUGAACUGAAAAUGAACGGAAGCAACAAUAACAACAACACAAAUAGCCAUAAUCACAACAACAGCCCUAACAGUAACGGUAGCAAUGGGCGUCGAAGUCAGGGUGGUGGAGGCAAUGUAUCACCAGGACGAUCAGGCGGUCAAUCAACGACACGCAUUAGCCCGAUCACUACCACCCAGGCCGGUGCUUUUCAGUAUGAAAGCUUUCACGUGUUCGACUGGUCGGAGUAUCUGCGAGAAUCGGGCAGCGUGCCGGCACCGACGGAAUGUUUCAAACAGGCGCUAGGUCCACCGAAGAAUGAGUUCAAAAUCGGCAUGAAGCUGGAAGCGCUCGAUCCGCGUAAUAUCACCUCGACCUGUAUCGCGACCGUCGUGGGUGUGCUCGGAUCGAGACUUCGUUUGCGGCUGGAUGGGGGCGAUAACAAGAACGAUUUUUGGCGGUUGGUCGACUCGAACGAAAUCCAUCCGAUUGGGCACUGUGAAAAGUCGGGCGAGAUGUUAAAACCCCCGCUAGGAUUCCGGCUGAACGCCAGCAGUUGGCCGACGUUCCUGUCGAAAACUUUAAACGGUGCCGUGAUGGCACCGGAUUAUAUUUUCGUACCGGAACCACCGACCCCGAAAUGUAACCUGUUUCAGGUCGGACAAAAGCUGGAAGCGGUGGACAAGAAGAAUCCGCAGCUGAUCUGUUGCGCUACCGUCAAUGAGGUAAAGGAGGAUCAGAUCCACGUAACGUUCGAUGGGUGGAGGGGUGCGUUCGAUUACUGGUGCAGAUAUGAUUCCCGCGACAUCUUUCCGGUCGGCUGGUGUGCGACAAGCUGCCAUCCGAUGCAACCACCCGGGCAGAAGAAUAAGCUGGACGGAAGCGGUCAUCGAUCCAAAACUGGCCGAUCGUCGUUUGCGAUGGUGUCUGAAUCAUCGCCCGAUACGAUGCAACCUGUCACGCUAGUAACAGCCCAUUUUCACAGCAGAUGUCGCGGUGGGCCACACAUUAACAGCUCAAAGCUACCGUCGAUGGUUACCGCACCGAACCACCAGACGCUGGCCAAGCUGUGUUUGCAGGAAGUGCUGGCGGCUUCGCAUGAUCACUCGCUGCUAUCGCCGCUGCUGUUCGGGCUCGAUGGAGAUGUGCAUAUCGUAACGGCGGCUGGUAAGAAUUUUACGGUCAAAAUACCAGCCUAUAUCAAACAGAAGGCAAACGCGGGCGUUUCAGAGUUCUUGGAGACGCUUUGUUCUGCUUGUCAGGCGUGUCCAAAGCUCAUCACACUUGAGCCGGGUCCGGAACAGUGUGAAGACUGUUUGAUCCAUUCAUCACCCUUGAAGCGUACGAUCAAAACGGAACCACGGGCAACGGCGGCUGCCAGUCCACCACCGACGGCUGCAUCCUCACCGAAAGCAUCCGCCACGGGAAGAACCAGCGCUGGAGGCCAUGAGCUGCGACCGGCGAAAGAGUCUACGAAGGAUAAGGAAUCACAUUUACGGAGUCCUUCGCCGAAACGUCGUGCUGUGACAAGUAGCAGCGAGCAGAAGGGUGCUGAUCGGAACGCUCAGGAAGAACGGAAGGCUCCCACCAGUACAUCGUCGCUGCCCGCCAAGAAGGAGCGCAAUGAGCCAAGCUCAUCGGUGACCACCACAACAAUGAACGCGAAACUAGCGUCUAAACCAGCCGCGGGCAAUAGAUCUGCUAAAGUGGACACGUCCGGAGCAAAUCAAACGCUUACAUCUAGCUCAUCGACCGUUACGACAGUGGCCACAUCGUCCACGACGAAUCAACACAAAUCGUCUACCGCUGCUACCCCGGUCAGUCAGCCUACAUCGCCGACCACCGUGUCGACGACCAGCGGCAGUGGCAAGCCAAUAACCACAACCGGUACGAUGGCGAUUAAAAUCGAAGUGCAAUCUGGCCACGUGGCACCUGUCGGGGCGGCCCAAGCAACUGCCGCCGUUGCAGCGACAUCCGCCGUAACAAUCCCUGCUGCUGCUGCCGCCGUACCGUACCAUCCUGCACCGAUCAUCUCACCGAUGAUACCGGGAGCAUGUACGCUAGGACCAGCAGUUGCAAUGACUUCUGUGCCGGGUUCACUAAUACCUGUGGUGGCAGCAACGUCAUCGAAUCCGUAUCAAACGAUGGCAAAUGCAGUUGGACCACACGCUUGUGCUAAUACGGGUGGAGUGGGUAAUUAUUUUAACGCUUCACCCUCGGGCAUGAUGCCUUUAGUGCCAUCCGUUAGUCCUGCAAUGCCACAGAUGCCCCGCGGACAGACGACCGACUGGACGAUUGAGGAUGUGAUACAAUUUAUUGCUGUACAGGAUCCGUCACUCGCUAUCCAUGCGGACCUAUUUCGGAAGCAUGAAAUUGACGGUAAAGCACUGCUGCUGCUGAACAGCGAUAUGAUGAUGAAAUAUAUGGGAUUAAAGCUGGGACCGGCACUAAAAAUCAUCAAUCUCGUCAGUCGCGUUAAGGGUCGACGACACAACCUGUGCUAAUUGACAUUUAAUCAAUUGCACGAGGACACAUUGUAGCAAGUACCUUGUUGUAGGUGAGAGAUAUAACCUAGUUUUGGCCAUUGCUGACAGUUCUUAUAAGACAGGGAAUCUUGUACCUUUUGUUUGUUUUUUUUAGCAUCGUCUCCUAGACUUGCCUAGCCGUAGCGUUACACCUGUAGAGGGGAUUCGUGGGCAAAAUCAUCGAAUUCUGUCUUAGAAAUGAAUCUGAGUGUAAAUUAAACAGUUUUUAACAUUUUUUUCGCUCCAUUUGUCCAUCAACUGUGUUGUGUGCGGUCUGCGGUAUCUGAAUUCGAGGUAGAACGAAAAAAUCUUUUCGCAUCAUUAGUAGAAUGCAAAUUAUAAAGGUUGUUUCAAUUUAUUGACUAAUUUAGUUUGCGAUAUAUAUGCGCUGUUGCAAUACCGUUUACGUGAAGUUCAUUUUAAGCUGCUGAGGCAAAACGAUGAAAAACCAACAUAAGAGUGACAAACCACGUUUUAAAAACAAAUGCGAAAAAUUGGUUCAAAAUAGAUACUAUCGUUCACAUCCACAGAUGAAUUGCGUUCCAUUUGAAAUUCCACUUUUCUAAUGGUUCGAUUCGUUGAACGCUGUAAUUCUUGAUUGAAGUAAUUACUGAAUUCCGAACUUUGUUUAAAAAAAAAAGAUUAAAACAAGUUUUGUUAAUGUGCUCGUUCUGGCAUGUCGAUGAAGAACGAAUAAUUCGACACUAUUGUAUGCAAGAAGGACACCUUUUUGCAAUUGUGAGCGCGGAGGGAGUAUUAGGAGAAAUACAUACGUAAAUAAGUUUUGUAUAUAUCGUUGAAGAAGCUAUCUCAAUCCUUCAGAUUUAGUUUUUUAAGCACUACUGAGAAUGCCAACGAAAGAACACAUGUUUUUUGUUGUAGGAGUUUUAUCGUUCAACCAUGCUCGGACUAAAUUAUCGUAUUCGAUGCUAAUCCAGAUCAAUAAUUUCUUGUCCAAGCUGUAGAACAAGUAAAGCACGCGUAAUGAAAAAUCGUUCAACUAUAUUAUACCAUAAGUUUAUCUGUUAGUUAUCCAUAAAAAUAUUUUACACAUUCAGAAGGAAGGUAUUUCUUUUGUAAAUGGCUCAAAUAUUAACCCAAAUCGUGGAACAUCACGAAACAAUUGUUUCAACAACUUAUCACCUUGUGUCAAGUACCUUAUUUAAGGCUUAAAAGGCUUAUUUUUUAUUUUACAGUCGAACCGGAAUUUCAAGAUGCAAUAUAAAUAUAACAAAGAAAACAAACAAAAUGUCUAAGCGGCGUAGUAAUACCAAACAAAGUAACGAAGUAAGUGAAAUAGGAAAAAAAUAGCACACAGCAAAACGAGUAUCAAACAUAAAUCAAACAGUAUCCACGUGUAACACAUGAUAACUACAAGGUAUGUAAUAACACAUCAGCAGCAGCACGAUCCAUCCUGAUCAUGAUCUAUGGUUAACAAAAUGCUAGUAAUGCCCCACGCGACACACUGACUUUGCAAUCGAUCUUACAGUUUAAACAAAUUUGCUCCAAUCCACACAACACAAUAUCUUACCGCACUGCAUCCUAGGCAAAGAGUUUGGAUGAGAAUUUAAAGCUUACAGAUUUAUCUCCUUAUCUUUAACAUUAUUUUCAUGCUCAAAUCUCUGCUCGGUAGGAUAGAGAACAUUUAGUGUCCACGUGCGAGUAGGCUAUCAAAUUUCGGAAUCAAAAGCAAAUAUUAACGAAUUGGAAAGGCAACAAAACACAAGCGGUGAAUGCAAUACGCCCCAAAGGAUUUAUGAACUAAAAUUCCGGCUCCAGGUGCAUUACGCAUAGGACGAAGUAAUGGUGUGUUCGUGUGUGUGUGUGUGUUUUUGGACACCCGUCACCGGAGCAGCACAAAUGUGGCGGUUUAGGAUGAAAUAAAAAGGAAUGCCCAUACCUGAAUCGAAAUGAAAUGAUGAAAAGUGAGGAUUUGGAUGACAGUUAGUGUGUGGAAAAUUGAAAACAUAUUUAACACUUAGCUGAAAGGACUAGUGAUCGAAUAUCAAACCUAUCUUAAUGGAUCUAAAGCAAACAAAAUGCCCCGAACGUAAACCAAUUUCGAGUGAUGUGUAUAGAAUAAUAUAAUUUGUAUCAUUCCCCAUUUUCUCACAUUUGUUUUGUUUGGGAAAUUUGCUGUAUUUUCCUGAACAAAUAAAUGCAAACAAUUUCGUAAUAUGUACUCUCGGGUCGGGUGUUAUGUGAUAGCGUCCUGGAGCGUAUUUAAUGAAGAGAGAACGAUAUGGAGUAGAACCAAAACCAUGAAGUCAUAGGGAAACCUCAACAGAGACGUCGUUAAUAGCCAUAUUCGUAUUUACUUUAAGCCUGUCGUCUGGUAAGGAACAAAAAAAACAACAAUAUGUUAUGCAUGCUUAAUGGAGCAGAAAAUGGCGACCACCAUGAACCAUGUUAAGGAGAAGUUUUGCACGCACCAAACUUUUAACACUUACUGUGCUGGUUUUUGAGCGAGUUUUGCACCAAACGCUAGGUAGGGUAUAGCAGUAAGAACACACCACAACCACGUGCCACAAACGGGGGAAAACCUGGUUAGGUGAAACGUACGAUGGAAACGAUGGGAGAGUUAAGGAAUCGAUUGGAGUGUGGAGACAAAUUAGAAUCACUGAAUAGUUGAGCCUAUCUUCGUUUUAUGUUUCCAAAUCAUUUAUUGUCUUUUAUUUGAGCUAUUGUUUGAUGUUUUUAAAUGCCCUGCAAUUACUUAUAAGUAAUUUCUCCUAUUUUGAUAGUGAUGUUUACCUACUUCUGCCUGUAACUAAGUCAACUUUAUAUUGUUUCAUGGUUAAAUAUUCUCCCGUAACCAGCACUAGUACGUAUAUUUCUUAAGGAUCUUACCGUAUAACAGAAAAAAACACCUGUAAGCAAACACACUUGUACUUUUGUGAUAUCAGUUCUCACCACAAUAA
Molecule: messenger RNA, 6571 nt
Organism: Anopheles moucheti
Lineage: Eukaryota; Metazoa; Arthropoda; Insecta; Diptera; Culicidae
Gene: Scm
Product: polycomb protein Scm
Exons: 3
Coding region: 543-3629 (1028 amino acids)
Biological process (GO): regulation of DNA-templated transcription
Cellular component (GO): nucleus
Molecular function (GO): protein binding
Source: RefSeq, a predicted model, not a curated record